Debaryomyces hansenii CBS767 is the source of this 1239-nucleotide messenger RNA. RefSeq names its product pseudouridine synthase (gene PUS4). The record is from RefSeq and is a predicted model, not a curated record. NCBI's taxonomy places the organism in Eukaryota, Fungi, Ascomycota, Pichiomycetes, Serinales, Debaryomycetaceae. Gene Ontology annotation, biological process: tRNA modification; mRNA pseudouridine synthesis. Gene Ontology annotation, molecular function: pseudouridine synthase activity; RNA binding. Gene Ontology annotation, cellular component: mitochondrion. Bases 1 to 1239 code for a protein of 412 amino acids. The transcript has a single exon.
AUGAAUGGUGUAUUUGCAAUUGAAAAGCCGUCUGGGAUUACAUCGUCUAAAUUCAUAGGUGAUAUUCAGGCUCUCUUCACGCAAUCAGAAAUUUUUAAAAACGAUCUAAACGAAGCGAAGACCAAAGCAGCCCAAGCUUUAGGAACUGAUAAAAAAUGGUCCAAAGAAAGAAUAAACAAACGAGUAAAGUCGUUGAAGGUCAAGAUUGGACAUGGGGGUACCUUAGAUCCAAUGGCAAGUGGUGUAUUGGUUGUUGGUGUUGGAUUAGGGACUAAAAAAUUACAAUAUUAUCUUAGCGAAUGCAAUAAAACUUACGAGACGAAGGCAUUAUUGGGUAUUUCGACAACUACUGGAGAUGCAGAAGGUGAGAUCAUUACCAAAAAUCAAGUAAGUCACAUAACUCAAGAAAUGAUAAAGGAAACUGCUCCAAAAUUUAUUGGUGAUCUUAAACAGACACCGCCUAUAUUUUCAGCAUUGAAAAUGAAUGGUAAGCCAUUAUAUGACUAUGCGAGGGAAGGAAUCCCAUUGCCAAUGCCUAUAAAGGUAAGGCAAGUCAAGGUCUUCGAUGUAAAAGUACAUGAUGAAGAUUCAUUACGCACCGACCAUGAGUUUCAGACAUUGAAAAGUGAAUUGGAUGAACAAGGUAAUCCAAAAGAGCAUGAGUUGUCAAACAAUCCUACUUUGAAUGAUUCACCUUUGUAUUUCUCGGAGCAAUACUUGUCAAAGGCGGAGACUGAGGGUUUGCCUAAGGAAGUUGGUAAACCAAGGUCGUUGGCUGAUGAUUCGCUUCCUGAAAAAUUACCAUUAAUUCAUUUGACUGCUGAUGUCUCCUCUGGUACAUACAUCAGAAGUUUAGUAAGUGAUUAUGGUAGGGCUUUAGAGUCUUCGGCAUAUAUGGUCGAAUUGAUACGAGUAAGACAAUCCGAAUGGCAGUUAGGAAAAAAUGUAUUUAAAAUAUCAGAUUUUGAAAAUAGAGAUGAAAGAAUUUGGGGACCUGUUUUAAAAAAGGUCUUGGAUAGCGAUCAUGAUAUCGAUGUUCUGAAAGAAUUGAAUGAUUUUUCUGAAAAAAUUGCUCCCUUGCUUGAGCGUGAACAAGAAGUUAUAGAAAAGUUUGGUGAUGCUAACAAGCAAGACAAAGAAGCGCAUGUUGCAGAUACUACAAGUAUAGCAAACACAAACACGACUGAGAGAGACGCAGAAAUUCCAAAGAAAAGAACAAUUGACGAAAUAGAAAAAUAA